AAUUAAUUAUGAUACGAGGGUACACAUCCGUAUUGAGAAAAUCACUUUGGUACUUACCAUCAAUGGGAUUCUCAAAGAAAUUGGGUAUAGGAGAAGCCUCAAGUGUAUUAGAAGACAAAAUUAAAAAUAUUUCCCAAUUGGUAAAGAAAUAUAGUGAUAAUCUAGAAUGAUAUUAAAGAAUAUGGUACAGUCAUCUCUAUUGGUGAUGGUAUUGCCAGAGUUUUUGGUUUGACAUAAGUAUAAGCAGGAGAAAUGGUUGAAUUCAGUUCAGGAGUCAGAGGUAUGGCAUUGAAUUUAGAAACUGAUAAUGUUGGUAUUGUCGUAUUGGGUAAUGACAGGUAUUCAAUUUAAAUUCAUUUAUUUUAGAGAUAUCUAAGAAGGAGAUAUUGUCAAAAGAACAGGAGCUAUUGUCGAUGUCCCAAUUGGUAUGGAAAUGUUGGGUAGAGUAUUUGAUGCUCUUGGUAAUCCAAUUGAUGGACAUGGUCCAGUUAAAACAAAUGCAAGAAGAAGAGUUGAAUUAAAAGCACCAGGAAUUAUUCCAAGAAAGAGUGUCCAUGAACCAAUGUAAACAGGAUUAAAGGCUGUUGAUUGUUUGGUUCCAAUUGGAAGAGGAUAAAGAGAAUUGAUUAUUGGUGAUAGAUAAACAGGAAAGACUGCUAUUGCUAUUGAUACAAU
Paramecium primaurelia is the source of this 675-nucleotide messenger RNA. Lineage: Eukaryota; Ciliophora; Oligohymenophorea; Peniculida; Parameciidae. The record is from the annotation of a GenBank genome assembly.